CUGACGGAUUAAACGUGACUAUUGCAACAUUGCUGUGUUUAUUUACGUUACAUUCAAAUUUUGGCGCACAGCAGAAAUCAAUUUCCUGCGCAGUGCACUAUCGCUAUUCAGCACAUUUUUUGGUUUUUAACAUUAAAUUCCAGUGUAAUAUACCUUCUACAGUUUAAUAAAGUCAGCCUUCAUAAAGUAAAAUCAUAACUACUAUAGUCUGAUCUACUUAGAUCUUUCCAGAAGUUUUUAUCCGAAUGUGCCACUUACUUACGUAGGAAGUUUGAAAUUUCAAGGUUAACUGACUAAUCACAUUUCCUACUCAUGCUAAAAUUGUGUUGUGUAAGUGCGGUAAAAAUUGUCUGAAAUUUUUGAAAGAAUUUGUGGAACUCUGGUUGUAUGCACGUUUUCUCUGUUUAUACACACGAUGAUUUUUUGAUGAGCAAUUCACCAUGAGUGCAAUACCUAUGGCAGAAUACGUCCAGCCAGAUCAAAUCAUCUCAGCUCCAGUUAAAAGAAAAAUUUUACCUUAUAUUUCCUCCAGCAUAUGACUUCCCAACCGAUCUCAUUGUCCGUUCACAAGAAAUUUGGCCCUUUAAUCUCCUUUCCCUUGCAGUUUUUUCAGUGGAUUUCGGAGGACCAGACUAUUGAAAGUCAUGAGGAGAGUCCCACGGGCACUCACCCUCAAGACGUGGACAUCGUGGACUCGGAAGAAUGCCUGACACUCAAAUAUUCACCUCCUGCAGUGGACACUAUUAUGAUGUACUGUUGGGGUAACACAAGCAAUGGUGAACUGGGUUUGGGAGGAAUCGAAGAAGACAAUGUUCUGGUACCCACGCAGUCUGAUUUCAAGGAAGCACGCUAUAUCAAACAAGUUGCUUGUGGAAGAACUCAUACGCUAGUUCUUACCAAUUCAGGACAAGUUUACUCGUGUGGUAACAAUGACCAUAACCAACUAGGCCAUUCAAACAUUCAAACCCGUUUUCAACUUGUCAAUGGUUUAGAUUACAAUGUAAUAACAACUAUAGCUUGUGGUGAAUGCCACUCUGUUGCGGUCAAUGAAUGGGGACAGCUGUACGCUUGGGGAUCAGGUCAAUUUGGUCAGUUAGGUAAUGAUGUUGAUACUCAGGAAAAACCUAAGAUUGUCAAAUCUUUAGCCACUCAUUUUAUCGUUCAAGUUUGUUGUGGUUACCGACAUUGCUUAGCAUUGAAUAAUAGAGGUGAACUUUAUUCUUGGGGUUCAAAUCAGUACGGACAAUUAGGUCUCAAUUUAUCUACAACUGAAAGUAUACGAACUCCAAAUCUAGUUGAAUCUUUGAAAGGUGUACCCAUCGCAUUCAUUGCUUGUGGAGGUUUUCAUAGUUUUGCAAUAACUAAGUCAAAUGCGGUCUAUGGCUGGGGGAAAAACACUUUCGGUCAGUUAGGUAUUGAUAGUGAGUCAGAUCGAUUAAUUUUUCCCAGACAGUUGAGAACAUUGCGUUCAAUUAAAGUCAAAUACAUAGCUUGCGGUGAAGAGUUCUCUGUGUUUCUAACCCAGGAUGGCGGUGUAUUUACUUGUGGAUCUGGAAUGGAUGGUCAGCUUGGACACGGAACGAAAUCCAAUGAAAUUCUUCCAAAAAAAGUAAUAGAUCUAAUGGGUAGCGUUGUAACCCAAGUGAGCUGUGGAAGACGGCAUACUGUUGCUCUGGUCCCAUCUCGAAAACGCAUUUAUGCAUUUGGUCUCGGUGGAGCUGGUCAAUUAGGCAAAGCUAUUAAGUCUGCUACCUCUCCGCAAGUAGUUACUGGUCCUUGGUUGACAACCUCCAAAGCUAUAAUACAAAAUAGCGAGUCAUUCGUUAUGAAGCGCAUUUAUGCAGGAGGCGAUCGUUGUUUCUGCCUAGUCACGAAUAAUCCUAGAAAUGUUGAGCCUGAUGACUUACGGUUCCUUCCAGAAAACACUCAAAUUUGGAAAAUUACGCUAGCGAAGUUACUUGAAUGCACGCUCGUGAAAUCUGAUGAAAUUGUUGAUCAAGAUUUACUAACGUACCUGGAAACCGUUUUAAGCAGUAUGCCAAGUAUAAAUUAUUCCUUUUUGUUGGCGAAUGAUGGACAUUUCAACUGCACUUUGUUAAACCAUGGCAUUGAUAUAUUUUACACGAUUGACUGUUUCAAUACAAUCACUAGGAUAGAGAAUUCUUCCAUAUCUGAAUUGAUCCUCACGUCUUUCUGCAGCAUCAUGCGUUCUCUACCAGUCCAACCACUGGACUUCGAAGUACUCCGAUUUUAUCUGAUCAUGCCUUUUUAUCAUGAGUUUGACAAUCCCAAACACCAAAAUCAGCUGCAAGUGCCUUUUGCUGAAGCAAUUUUAAACUUGAGAGACACACAAGCAGAAGUACUUGGUUAUUGGUAUCGCAUGAUGUCUGAAGAAUAUUUUGAGCGGCUAAUUAGAAUUUACAAAAUAGUCGUUUCUGAUCAACUUCAUCGCAUGAAUAAUCUGAAUUGGAGCAAAGCAUUGUACGUGGCUGUGGAAUUCCUUGCGAAAAUGAACACCCUAAAUAAUAAUCUCAAAGUGCCUUAUUCAACAUUUUACAUCCCGGAACUAACUGAAAAAGUCGACAUCAUGGAAGAUUAUUGUCAAUUUGCUCUCAACCCUAACAGAAGGCCUAAUCUAUUCUGCCAAUACCCAUUCCUAUUCGAUGCACAAGCCAAAACUACAAUUCUGCAAGUAGAUCAACAAAUUCAGAUGCAUUCUGCAAUGACUCAGGCUAGCUAUGCUGCUGCAAGGAAUCUAUUUUUCUCUUCCAUGAAUUCCACACCCCCAUUCCUCGAGCUGCUUGUAAACCGAAACAACAUUAUUCACAGUACUUUUGAGGCACUUUCUCAUUACUCAGAAGCAGACUUCAAGAAACCCCUCAAGGUUACGUUUUUGAAUGAAGAAGCUGAAGAUGCUGGUGGUGUGAAGAAAGAAUUUUUCAUGCUUAUUUUGAGAGAGAUUCUGGACCCCAAGUAUGGAAUGUUCCAAUAUUAUGAAGAAACUAGAACAAUUUGGUUUAGUGAAUAUUCUUUUGAAGAUGAAACAAUCUAUCGUUUAAUUGGUCUGAUCUGUGGUUUGGCCAUUUACAACUUUACAAUCAUUAAUUUACCUUUCCCACUAGCUUUGUACAAGAAAUUGCUGGAGGAACCAAUUGGACUCCAAGAUCUGAAAGAUCUCUCACCUCAAAUGGCUAAGAGUUUGCAAGACAUUUUAGAUUACAAAGGAGACGAUCUUCAAGAUGUGUUCAGUUUAAAUUUUGAAAUCUCCAGAGAAGUUUUUGGUGAAGUAAUAGUCAAGCCUCUAAAACCAAAUGGUGAAAAUAUACCAGUCACCCAGGAGAACAAGAAUGAAUUUGUUGACUUGUAUGUAGACUACGUCCUGAACAAAUCUGUGGAGAAACAGUACAAUGCAUUCCAUACCAUGUUCCAUAAAGUGUGCGGUGGUAGAGUUCUAAAGCUUUUCCAAGCCAGUGAAUUAAUGGCAGUAGUAAUCGGCAAUGAAAACUAUGACUGGUAUCAGUUAGAAGAAGCAGCAGAUUACAAGAAUGGUUACACCUCCAGCGAUGAAACAAUUCGAAUGUUCUGGGAAGUUUUCCAUGCCUUACCCCAAGAAGAGAAGAGGAAGUUUUUGUUGUUCUUAACGGGUUCAGACCGCAUCCCCAUCAAGGGAAUGAAAGAUAUUAAGAUUAUAAUCCAGCCUACAACUGAUGAUAAAUAUCUUCCAGUGGCCCACACCUGUUUCAACUUACUAGAUUUACCACGAUACAAAACCAAAGAGAAACUUCGCUACAAGUUGUUGCAAGCUAUUCAGCAAACAGAGGGCUUUUCUCUCGUGUGAUCGAUGGUUGAUCGUCUCGCUCAAGUUCCUCGCAUCUUCAGGGACCUGUGUAUUUCUUUGAACUUGUUGCCUUCCGCCGAAAACCUCAUUUUGUUGUAUGUAUCUAAAAAUUUUCACAUAUUAGUCAAGUUACCCAUUCGCAAAGCUGUGACCUGCUUUUUUAGAUUAUGCCACAGCUAGUGCACAGAAGUAGGAAGUGGCUGAAGUCAUUUCUCAGCGUAAGUGAUACUUGAGAUAGCACUAGUUGCUGUUGUGACUCUCCGGCUGUGGCUUUUUGUUUUUUCAUUGUGCAUUAUCAAUUGUGUAUCACACGUACCUUUUCUAGUUUUGUUUUCCUAGUAAAAACUGAAAACUUAUUUAAAAUCAGUCUCAAAGUUCAUUGUAUCUUAGAAUCAAAUAUGUACUUUUUUUUUUAUCCCUUUCUUGUGUUAUUUUCAUACUUAAAAAAAUGGGAAAUGUCCCUGCGCCUAUUUAAUCAUUGAUAAAAGUUUUUCUGUAGCCUCA
Molecule: messenger RNA, 4342 nt
Organism: Bemisia tabaci
Lineage: Eukaryota; Metazoa; Arthropoda; Insecta; Hemiptera; Aleyrodidae
Source: RefSeq, a predicted model, not a curated record